Gaeumannomyces tritici R3-111a-1 is the source of this 1994-nucleotide messenger RNA. RefSeq lists its product as hypothetical. Bases 432 to 1736 code for a protein of 434 amino acids. The record is from RefSeq and is a predicted model, not a curated record. NCBI's taxonomy places the organism in Eukaryota, Fungi, Ascomycota, Sordariomycetes, Magnaporthales, Magnaporthaceae. The transcript is spliced from 3 exons.
GCCGGCGCUGGACAGUGGAGCGAACCAUCAAUGGCUGGGAGGUCAACAGAGCCUGGUCGACUGGAGGCCCAGCCACCCGCAAAUCGGCUCCCGCUGUGUUCCCCUGCUGCGCCCAGGCCAACGCACACCUCGGCGGGCUGCAGAUUCGGAACGCACCUGUCCACCUCUCCAGCCACACGAUAUUUAUCUGCCGUCCGACUGCCUAUCGACCGUGUCCCGGCCUGCUCUGCGCCGCGAACGCGCGAAAGCUCGACUGCGCAAAGACACGCUACUGGACUGGGUCCCCGGCUGAGCCUGACUUCCUGACGACGACGUGUUUGGUCCCUCGGCUGUCGGACGCAUCGAGAGAGCGCGUCGCCCGAUCCCCGGUCGUCUUCCCCUCCUCGAGCACGAGCCCCGACUGGAAUGCGAUGCUCUCUUCACCUCGAUAAAUGUCUUCGCCCUACGAUAACCGCGGCUCCUCCCGCCGCCACGGUGUGUGGUCCCAUUGGGUGCCCCUGGCCCUGACGGUGACGGUUGCGACCGUUGGCGUCGCCGCCUGGGUGUGGAGCCAGCGCAGCAGCGACGACGACGACGAGAGCGCACUCGCGUUGCAGCAGCAGCAGCAGCAGCAGCAGCAGCAGCAGCCGCCGCAGCAGCAUCCCCAGCAUACUGACAUCGACUACAACAAUGCCGACUACGGGGACAACCCGCCCUAUGGCGCCACCGACCGCGGCGUCGCUGGGCGCCAGGCCGGCGCCCCCCGCCCAUCGGGGGACGCGAAGCCCGGCGAGGAGAACUUCAACGCUGGGUGGGGUUCCCGCAUGUCGGGCGCGCUGCGACGCACCCCGAGCCCGCAGCAAUUCUUCGACAGCGCCGGCAAGACGGUCGCCGCGGGCAUGGCCGCUGCAGGUGCCGCCGUCGGGAGCGCGCUCGCCGCGAUCCGGGAGGAGGACAAGGGCGCCUACGCCGACCAUGAGACAUGGUCUGAGGAGGCCGACGCCAAGAAGAAGGUGACUUCGACUUCCCGCACCGCUGGUUCAGGUGGCGGCUCCUCGUCCAGCAAAAGGCGCAAGACGGUCGCCAUUGUGGUGUCGGCCGACACUAACCUUGACGACAUGGAGGCGGACGGGUUCGUCGAGCAUGCCUCAAUUCUGUCCCACAUUCCUAAAAACAUCAACUACUCCAAAAUCAAGCUCUUCGUCCUCAUCUACGCCCCGAGUCUGAAGGAUGCUGCGGUUGAGGCAUCAACCGGCGAGCUUCCGCCGGGGUCUUUGAGCUCGUCAUUCACAAACAUUGAUCACGCCCAGGCGCAAUCGCCCAAGGAUGAGAAGAGCCCCAUGUUUAACGCAUCAUCUUCCACCAACCCUGGAUUCAACGCCAUCUACUCACAGGCCCUGGCACUGGUUGAAAAGGAGACCAUGGUUCUGCCCUACACCAGCAGCACAGGACAUUCGCAUAUCCUACGACAUCUCCAGCCCGACGUCGUGUAUCUGCAGGAGUCGCUUUCUGGCGACAACGGGUCAGUCGUGACGCAGCUGCAGACGUGGCUGAGUAAGGACAUCAUCCUCGUUGUUGGCGCCGAGAGCGGUGACGGCGGCCUCGCCGACAGCGAGUCUGAGGCGGACAGGCCCAGUGAUGAGGUCACAAAGUGGUGGCAACGCGAAGAGCGCGUCGGCAGGGGCAGGGGCGUCAUCGUUGUCGACGGGAUGAGGGUUGGUGACGACUGGGGGCGUCGCGUCCAGGGUAGAGAGUAGGCGGCGAUGAUUGUGAAAAGGUUUCAGUCUCGUGGUCCCGUUUCAUCGCAGUCAACGGGAAGGUAUAUUCUACACAUGUCCUAUUCUUUUUGGCGGACUUUCGGGUAGGUUGGUAGGCAGGCAGGCUUUGGCUGGCCCAGGACGACGCUGAUGAGGUAUGCGGUCGUUACUUUUUUAUAGCCCCAUAGGUAGAGCUAUCUUUCUUGAAUCUGAAGAACGCGGGAUCCUUUUUUUAAAGGCAUCGCAUUGUGCAUUAGG